AAUUUUUAAUUGUUGUUAAGCGAUCGAGUGCUAUUAACAAUUCUUCCAAUAUAUUUUUUGAAUAGGUUUUUACUUUUGUGUAGAGUUAUUUCUAGUGCUAGAAAAAUAAUUUAACUAAAGGAAUUUAAAAUAAUUUUGUUAUAAUUUGAGAUAUUUCUUAAUUAACAAAAAAUAAAAAUGGUGUUGAGUUCUGAAAAUGAUAUUCCGCGUCCGGACUUAUCGAGACCGCAGUACUAUCGUUCGCAUCCCUCAUCCAAAGGAGAUGAAAUUGUUAUCAGUGGAAUGUCGGGUCAAUUUCCGAAAUCUGAUAAUAUCGGUGAAUACAGACAAAAUUUGUAUGAUAAAGUUGAUAUGCUUGAAGAGGCCGAAAAACGUUGGAAACAUAUUGAUCCGGAAAUUCCAAAAAGAUGUGGUCGAAUUAAUCGUAUAGAUAAAUUCGAUGCAACAUUUUUUGGUGUUCAUCAUAUGCAGGCUAAUACUAUGGACCCGCAGUGCCGUUUGAUACUUGAAGAAGCUUACAUGGCUGUCAUGGACGCUGGAAUCAACCCAAAUUCAAUUCGAGGCACACGAACCGGUGUCUACAUUGCUUCUUGUUUCUCAGAAUCUGAGAAAAAUGUAAUGAAUGAUCCUGCAUCACAGGGUGCCUUUGCUAUGACCGGUUGCAGCCGAGCAAUGUACGCAAAUAGGAUCUCCUACAGUUUAGGUUUGCAUGGGCCAUCUUUAUACUUAGACACAGCAUGUUCGAGUUCGAUGUAUGGUCUUGAUGUUGCAUAUGCUGCACUCAGAAGUGGAGAAAUUGAUGCAGCUAUAGUUGGUGGCACCAACUUAAUUCUGCAUCCUAAUGCAACAAUACAUUUUGCUCGUCUAGGAGUACUCUCCCACGGUGGUAAUUGUUCGCCAUUCGAUCAGAAAGCUAAUGGAUAUGUUCGCUCUGAAGGUGUUGCUGCAAUUUUCUUGCAAAGACGUCGAGAUGCUUGUCGAAUUUAUGGAACCCUGGUUCAUAGUAAGACAAAUUGUGAUGGUUACAAGGCCGAAGGCAUAACAUAUCCUUCGGGCAAAAUCCAGGAAAAACUUUUGCGAGAAUUUUACAAUGACAUUAGAAUACCAGCUGAUGAAAUUGGCUACAUGGAGGCACAUAGUACGGGAACCGUUGUUGGAGAUCCAGAAGAGUGUCUUGCAAUUGACAAUGCCAUCUGCAAACAACGUACAGAACCUUUGCUAAUUGGUUCCGUCAAAUCGAACAUUGGUCAUACGGAACCAACUUCUGGUAUUUGUUCAAUUGUAAAAGUUAUGUUUGCUUUUCAAUCUGGAAUGAUUCCACCAAACAUACAUUUUGAUGAACCUAGAAAAGAGAUUGAAGCACUUCAAGAGGGUCGCAUGAUUGUCGUUAAUGAGGCUAUGGAAUUGAAGAAGCCGUAUGUGGGUGUGAAUUCAUUUGGUUUUGGUGGGGCAAAUGCUCAUAUUUUAUUAAAACAACAUGAAAAGAAGAAAAUACAAGGAGGAAUUCCAGAGAAAAGUCUUCCAACAUUAUUCUUAUGGUCAGGACGGACCAAAGAGGCGGUGGAUAAAGUAUUUAAUAAGUUAGAAAGUAAACCACUUGAUGCUGAAUACAUUGCAUUAUUGCACAAUGUUCAGAAUGGUGGAAUUCCUGGAAUGGUUUUCAGGGGAUUUAACUUAAUGCAAGGUAAUGGUAUGAAGUUGCCAUUCUCUUAUGCAAAGGAAAUUGAGCAUUUUACUGGAGUUAAAAGGCCCAUCGUUUGGGUAUUCAGCGGAAUGGGUUCGCAAUGGUCUGGAAUGGGUGCAGCUUUGAUGGCAAUUCCCCAGUUCCAGCAGUCAAUUCAGCGCUGCUAUAAUGCUCUCAAACCAGCCGGUGUGGAUCUAAUCAAGAUUCUAACAGCAGAUGAUCCCAAUAUGUUUGAUAACAUUUUACACUCGUUCGUUGGUAUAGCAGCAACUCAAAUUGCUUUGGUGGAUAUUCUUAAAUCAUUUGGCAUGGAGCCAGAUUAUAUAAUUGGUCAUUCUGUGGGUGAAUUGGGUUGUGCUUAUGCUGAUGGUUGCUUUACAGCUGAACAGAUGAUUUUGGCUGCAUAUUAUAGAGGCAAAGUGAGUGUUGAGAAAAAAAUGAUAAAAGGUUCAAUGGCAGCAAUUGGUCUAUCAUAUAGCGAAAUUCGAGGAAUGCUUCCCGAAUCAAUUGAAGUUGCUUGCCACAACAGUGCUCAAUCUUGUACAAUUUCCGGUCCAUGUGAUGAUGUUAAAGCAUUUGUGGAACAGCUUAAAGCUCAGAAUAUUUUUGCUAGGGAAGUUGCAUGCUCAAAUAUUGCUUACCAUUCACGACACAUUGCUCAUUUGGCUGCUGAUCUUACUAAAUAUUUGAAGCAUAUUGUUCCUAAUCCUAAAAAACGCUCUCAUAAAUGGCUAAGUACAAGUGUUCCACAAAAACAUUGGUCACGUCCCGAAUCCCAGAUGUCUUCUGCUGAAUACCAUACAAACAAUGUUUUGGGUUAUGUGCUGUUCGAAGAAACAUCAGCACUACUUCCCCAAAAUGCACUUACAAUUGAGAUUGCCCCACAUGGGUUGUUGCAGUCAAUUUUAAAGGGUGCCCUUCCGAAUGGAGUUCAUGUGAGUUUGACUCAGAGAAACAACAAGGACAAUCAUUUGUACUUUUUAACUGCCUUGGGAAAAUUGCAUACCCAAGGAUUGAAUGUACCUGUACAAAGUUUGUACCCGAAGUUAGAAUGGCCAGUGUCAUGUGGAACCGAUACAAUAAGUGAUAUUAUUGAAUGGGAUCAUCGUGAUGACUGGGAGGUAUACAGUUACAAUAAAAUGAUUUCGAAAAAAAGUGGCGAAAAGAUUUUCAUUAUAACAAUGAAAUCAGAGGAAUUUAAAUACUUGGAAGGGCAUAAUAUCGAUGGAAAGAUAUUAGUUCCAGCUACAUAUUAUUUGGAGUGUGUGUGGAAGACAUUCGCAUUGAUGAAUCAUGAAUCAUUAUCGCCUUUUGAGAGGGCAGUUGAAUUUGAGAAUGUUAGAUUUGUUAGAGCUACAACUUUAACUGAAGACAGUAAGGUGGAGCUUACUGUAAUGAUACACUAUGCAACCGGAGAUUUCGAGAUCAUUGAAGGUGAAAGCUUGGUUGCCUCCGGAACAGUUCGAGAAAUCAAAGAUGCUAAAACUCCCACCGAAAUACCCUUUCAACCAUUCGAUACCACUUAUGAAGAAGAAUUCCACAUGACCGCAAAAGAUCUCUACAAAGAACUUAAACUUCGUGGCUACUAUUAUAAUGGAGCUUUUAGGGCUAUCGAAACCGUUCGUGGCGAUGGGCAUGUUGCUCGCCUCAAAUGGACCGGAAAUUGGGUAACAUUCAUGGAUUGCUUGCUGCAAACACAGAUUUUAAGAAAAGACUCUCGUGAGCUAUGUGUUCCAGUUAAAAUUCAAAAAAUUAGAAUUUUCGGACGUCAUCAUUUGAGUGUGAUUGGUAAUAAGAAAUACAUUGAUGUUUAUUCAUCAAAUAUCGAUCGACGAAUUGUUGGCGGAGGUGUUGAAAUUGUGGGCAUGGAAGAAAGUAAUGUGCAACGUAAGAAAACACCCGGUCUACCCGUUCUCGAAAGGUAUACCUUUGUUCCACAUUUUCCAUCGCCUGUGUUGGGUCCCGAAGAUAUGGGUAGACUUUUUAUACAGCUCGCAUUGGAAAAUGUUGCUUUGUCUAAAUUGAAAAUUGUUGAAGUUAUCCCAUUGGCAACACAGAAUCCAUUGAUUGAACACUUUAUGAAUGCCGUUGAAGAUCUACCAUUGAUUACUGGAGACUACAUCGUUUUGAGUUCCAACAACUUUGAGAAUCUACCAUCAGAUGUUGAAGUGGAAAGUGGUUCCAUUUCGAAUUAUUUAGAUUGCAAUUUUAUAAUUGAUCAAACUGGUGGUGAUAUUUUGAAUCAUUCAAAAAGUUUAACCGAGACCUCCUUUGUAGUUCUUGUGGUAAGUUCAAAUAAAGCACCUAAAAUACCUGAUGAACUAUCAACAUUGGCAAUAAGUCCAUUGACAACAAGCGGUUUGAAAUGUAUGCUUUUGCGCAAAAAAGUAAAAGCUCGUGAUGUUGAAACGAAAUGUUUGAAAAUUUCAUCGGCUGACACCGAACACAAAUGGGUUAAAACAGCUCAAGAGACACUUCAAACUAAAGAUUUGAUCUUGUAUUCACAAAAAGAUAAGCACAGUGGAGUUCUAGGUCUUGUGAAUUGCUUGCGCAAGGAGUACUUAAAUACUAUUGCGCGUUGUGUUAUAAUUGACGAUAAAACUGCACCCGAUUUUGACCCACAAAAUGAAUUCUAUUCAAGACAACUGUCACUGGGUUUGGCCAUAAAUAUAUUCCGAAACGGUCAAUGGGGUUCAUAUCGUCAUCUUCAGCUAGUUCCAAAUAUUCCCGUUAAACCACAAUCGGGUCUUGUUUUUGCAAAUAUACUUCAUCGUGGAGAUUUGUCCUCACUUAAAUGGCUUCAAGGCCAGGAUGGUCCACAAAAUCGCCGAAUCAAAGUUGUAUAUUCAAGUUUGAACUUCAAGGAUAUCAUGAUUGCGACAGGCCGUAUUUCAGUGGACAUUUUUAGUAGUAACCGUUUGGGUCAGGAUGCAAUUCUGGGUUUUGAAUAUUCGGGUAUUGAUACAAAAACUGGCAAGAAAAUAAUGGGUAUGUGUCCAAAAGCUGCAGUUGCUAAUUAUAUACAAUAUAAUUCGCCCUACACCAUGGAAGUACCCGCACAAUGGUCAUUGCGUGAUGCAGCUACUGUUCCAGCAACAUACUUUACUGUUUACUAUGCAUUCUUCUUUCGAGCUGAUAUUCGAAAGGCAAAGAGUAUUUUAAUUCAUGCUGGAACUGGAGGUGUUGGGCUAUCAGCUAUUCGGGUAGCACAAGCAUAUGGUUUGGAAGUUUUCACAACAGUCAGUACGGUGGAGAAAAAGAACUUUUUAUUAAAAACUUUCCCAAAACUGAAAGAAAGCAACAUUGGUAAUUCGAGAGAUACAUCAUUUGAAACAAUGAUUCGAGAUCAGACAAAUGGCAAUGGUGUUGAUGUUGUUCUAAAUUCAUUGGCCGAGGAAAAAUUAGUUGCAUCAUUAAGAUGUUUGGGUCGUGGUGGUAUAUUUUUGGAAAUUGGUAAAUUUGAUUUAGCAAAUGAUAGUCGUUUGGGAUUGGCACCAUUUUUGAAAGAACUAAGUUUCGUUUCGGUUCUUCUUGACUUGUUAAUGAACCGCGAUGAUCCAGACUUGGAGAAGGGUCUUGUUGAUAUUGUUGUAAAAGACAUCGCUAAAGGUAUUGUAGUUCCAUUACCAACCACAGUCUUUCCAGCUGUAGAAAUGGAACAAGCUUUCCGUUAUCUUGCUAGUGCCAAACAUAUCGGAAAAGUUCUCGUUCAAGUUAAUGAAACACCCGAAUCUCCAACCACACUUCCGAUGUCAGUACUACCUACUAUAUAUUUCAAACCCGACCUUGUGUAUGUCAUACCUGGUGGAUUGGGAGGUUUUGGUUUGGAACUUGUCGAUUGGAUGGUUCUAAGAGGUGCUCGUAAAAUUGUUCUUAGUUCAAGUCGUGGCAUUUCUAAUGGUUAUCAAUCAUACAGAGUACAGACUUGGAAGAGCUACGGUUGUGAAGUUCGUAUUAGCACAGCUAAUAUAGCUGUCCGAAAUGGCUGUGAAGCACUCAUUAAAGGAGCUAUGACUCUUGGUCCUAUUGGUGGUAUAUUUAAUUUGGCAGUUGUCCUUAAAGAUGCAAUUUUUGAAAACCAAAGUGUCGAGCUGUUUAAAGAAUCUUUUGGUCCAAAAGCUAUGGCAACCAAAUAUCUUGAUGAGCUAUCACGCAAGAUGUGUCCACAACUUGAACAUUUUGUAGUUUUCUCCAGUGUUUCAUGCGGUCGUGGAAAUGUUGGUCAAACUAACUACGGAAUGGCCAAUUCAAUUAUGGAACGUAUAAUCGAAGACAGAAUUAAUGAUGGUCUUCCAGGAAAAGCUAUCCAAUGGGGUGCUGUUGGUGAAGUUGGUUUAGUUGCUGCCAUGGCUGAAGAUAAAAUUGAUCUUGAAAUCGGAGGAACCUUACAACAGAGAAUAUCUUCUUGCCUGACAGAGCUUGAUAAAUUACUUUCAUGUCCAGAUCCACUGGUCGCAAGUAUGGUUGUGGCUGAAAAACGACAAGGUCAAGUUGGUGCUGAGACUCUUUUAGAAACUGUUAUGAAUAUUAUGAGCAUUCGAGAUCCGAAAUCAGUUUCAUAUGGAUCGACAUUAUCCGAAUUGGGUAUGGAUUCUCUUAUGGCCGUGGAUAUCAAACAAACUCUCGAAAGGAAUUUCGAUCUCUUCCUUUCGCCUCAGGACCUUAGAGCACUUACUUUCCAGAAAUUAGAAGAGUAUUCUGUUAGUCGCAAAACACAUGGAGAUGAUGAUAAAAUUACACUUGACAUUCAAGACUUUAGGCUACAGAUCACUACAAUGGUUCGCAACAUGGGUGAUGAGAAAAAUUUCGAUAAAACUGUUGUACCAAUUAACCAGGCCAAAAAGGGUAAAUAUUCAGUAUUUGUAUUCUCUGGAAUCGAAUGCUCAUCAGGGCCAGCGUGGAUCAAUUUGGGUAAACAUAUUAAAGUGCCAGCUUUUAUUAUUCAAUUGCAUAAAACUGCCAACAUGACGUCAUUUGAUGAAAUUGCUAAAUUUGCAUUAAAUGAAAUAGUUGCAAUAAUGAAGCCAAAUGAAAGCUACAGGUUGAUUGGUUAUUCAUAUGGAUCGAUUAUAGUGUCUAAAGUUGCCAAUCUUCUAGAAGAACUUGGUUAUCAAGGAAAAAUACUCUUGAUUGAUGGAUCACCAUCGGUUUUAUCAGCACUAUUUAAAUCUUAUAAGGAGGCCCUUGACACAAGUGACAAUCUUGACUCGAUGAUACUUUCGAAAAUUGUUAAUCUUAUUUUACCAGAAGAAAGUAUAGAAAAGACCAUAAAAAUCUUUUCAAACAUUCAUGACUUUGAAGGACGAAUGAUAGCUUUCCAGCAAUAUGUAAGACGUCAGAAAGUUUUUAGCGAACGAUACAUAACAUCGGUUACGAGUGCUGUGAUUCAGCGUACUCGUUUCAUUAGUGAAAUUGAUUUGGCAACAUUUAAACGAUUCAAUGCACCAAUUUGCUUGAUAAAACCUUCUUGUCCACUCAUGUCAAAUGCAUCAAAAGAUUAUGGAUUAAAAUUGUUAACAAAUAAUGAAGUUGCAAUUCGGACAAUCGAAGGUAAUCAUUAUACGGUUUUAGAGAAUCCAGAAUUAACGCAGGCAAUUGAUGAGUUUAUGUUUACGGAUUAAUUGUCUUAUUUAGCUGAAGAAGAUGAUGAAGAUUUUUGUGAUUUAUAUUAAAAAAAAUGUAUAGAAAAUAUUGUUAAAGUUUUGAAUUAAAAGGUUCAAAGGAGAAAAUUAAAAA
Messenger RNA from Episyrphus balteatus (marmalade hoverfly), 7420 nucleotides. RefSeq names its product fatty acid synthase-like. The record is from RefSeq and is a predicted model, not a curated record. The transcript is spliced from 10 exons. Gene Ontology annotation, biological process: fatty acid biosynthetic process. Bases 178 to 7305 code for a protein of 2375 amino acids. NCBI's taxonomy places the organism in Eukaryota, Metazoa, Arthropoda, Insecta, Diptera, Syrphidae. Gene Ontology annotation, molecular function: phosphopantetheine binding; fatty acid synthase activity; oxidoreductase activity.